AACACACGAAGAAGAGAACCGAAAAGUCAUGGCGGCUGACAGGUUGUGAUGAGCCAACGAAAAAAACAGUGGAGUCUUUCAAGUUGGAUUUAAUAGAUUUAUGCCAGUCCAGUGGGUAAAGCUCGACUGACAAGAUGCUGGUAACUCUGAAGACAUUACAACAACAAACAUUUAAAAUUGACAUCGAUGAGGAGGAGACGGUGAAAAUAUUAAAAGAGAGGAUUGAAAAGGAGAAGGGGAAUGACAUCUUUUCUGUUGCAGCACAGAAAUUGAUCUAUGCCGGUAAAAUCUUAAACGAUGACACGCCUCUCAAGGAGUACAACAUUGAUGAGAAGAACUUUGUGGUGCUAAUGGUGACAAAGCCCAAAAUGGCCUCAGCCACCACACAGACUUCAUCAACCUCUUCAGCUCCCGUCACCACGGCUCCUGCAGCUCCUCCUGCAGCCCCUCCUGCAGCUUUGUCUAGUUUAGAGAAUCCAGCAGAGCCGACUUCCUCCGACAACAAGUCAGAGGACAAAACAGAGGUGACGCCACCAAGCUCUGACCCAUUCUCCACCAGUUUUGGCAGUAGCGGAAGCCCUGAGACUUCACCAAACUCAAACUUGAUAAAUGAAGCUGUUUCAACUCUUGUGACAGGUUCGUCGUAUGAUGCCAUGGUAUAUGAAAUGAUGCUCCUGGGCUUCGGGAGAGAAGAAGUAGUGGCAGCUCUGAGAGUGAGCUUCAACAACCCUGACAGGGCUGUGGAAUACCUGCUAUCGGGUGUGUCAACCAGAGAUCAGGGUCCUGCACCAGGACCUGAUACCACGGCGACUCCAUCAAGUGGAGCUCCAGCUGCUCCCUCCGGAAGUGUUAACACUCCUGCCAACACUGGAUCUUCACCAAGCGCUACAGCAGGAACCAAUCCCUUGGACUUCCUAAGAAAUCAGCCUCAGUUCCAGGUGAUGCGACAGCUGAUUCAGCAGAAUCCUGUCCUGCUUCCAACGUUGCUGCAGGAGAUCGGCAGGGAGAACCCAGACCUGCUGCAGGAGAUCAGUGACCACCAAGAACAGUUCAUCCAGAUGCUGAAUGAGCCAAUUCCAGACCCAGCUCCAACAGGUGGCGGAGGAGGACCGGGUGGAGCCGGAGGAGUGGGAGGUGGUACAUCUGGUGGGGGUCAGAUGAGCUAUAUCCAGGUCACACCACAGGAAAAAGAAGCUAUUGAGAGGCUAAAAGCCUUGGGUUUUCCAGAAGGACUCGUCAUCCAAGCCUACUUUGCUUGUGAUAAAAAUGAGAACUUGGCUGCCAACUUCCUUUUACAACAAAACUUUGACGACGAUUGAAGGAGACAUUUUUUUGUUGUUGUUGUUUUCAUUCUUCCACUGUUUUGUUAGUCAUGUUCAGUAUAUCUGCAAAUAAGCCUUUUAAUUUCUAAAGUGUAUUUUAUUUCCCGGUUCCAAAGCAAAGUUUCAUGAUUACACUGGAUAAUUCUCAGUUGGGAUCUGCUGUAAAAGGACAAGCUGUUGUUAACAGGUUACAAUGGAGUAGUGAUUAAAAUCCAAUACUUUUGCAUCAGAGUUUGCCUAUGUGCCUUUUGUUUUAUUGCUUAAGAACAAUUGUUUGUUUGCAAAUAAUAGGGUAAAGCUAAGAGGUUCUUACAGGUUCUUACAUUUGCUUCUUGAAAAAAGAAUUAAAUUGGAACCAAUCAAGCAACA
Molecule: messenger RNA, 1691 nt
Organism: Xiphophorus couchianus (Monterrey platyfish)
Lineage: Eukaryota; Metazoa; Chordata; Actinopteri; Cyprinodontiformes; Poeciliidae
Gene: rad23b
Product: RAD23 homolog B, nucleotide excision repair protein
Exons: 10
Coding region: 135-1319 (394 amino acids)
Biological process (GO): nucleotide-excision repair; proteasome-mediated ubiquitin-dependent protein catabolic process
Cellular component (GO): cytosol; nucleoplasm
Molecular function (GO): damaged DNA binding; polyubiquitin modification-dependent protein binding; proteasome binding
Source: RefSeq, a predicted model, not a curated record